This is a messenger RNA of Castor canadensis (American beaver), 2060 nucleotides long. It is a transcript of the gene Cdipt, whose product is annotated as CDP-diacylglycerol--inositol 3-phosphatidyltransferase. Gene Ontology annotation, cellular component: Golgi apparatus; membrane. The record is from RefSeq and is a predicted model, not a curated record. NCBI's taxonomy places the organism in Eukaryota, Metazoa, Chordata, Mammalia, Rodentia, Castoridae. Gene Ontology annotation, molecular function: CDP-diacylglycerol-inositol 3-phosphatidyltransferase activity. Gene Ontology annotation, biological process: phosphatidylinositol biosynthetic process.
AGCCACAGACAUUUUUUUUUUUUUAAGCUGCUUUCUCCUUUCUCCAAUUUUUUAACGACGCUGGUAAAAGAGUAGUUCCCAGAAGCCGAACACAGCUGGAGCAGCAGGGAUCGCUGCUGGAAGUGGGAGCUCCUGCUGGACCCGCGUAGGCGAGGGGCUGCCAUCGCAAGGGCGGGGUGUGCGCGCCCCCUGUGCCCCGCGCACAUCUGGUCGGCCCAUGUCCCACCUGCUACAAGCUUUAACAUCUGGGGCCGGACGGGGGCAGCGGGGUCCAGCAAGCAGGUGACUCAGCCGAUGUGCCGGGCGGAAGGGUGAGGCCGCGUAGGUGGGGCUGGGACAGCGCUAAUACCCUCCAGAGCGCACCCGAACGACAAGGGGGCCGCCGCGAUGCCAGGCGAAAAUAUCUUCUUGUUCGUGCCUAACCUCAUCGGUUAUGCCCGGAUUGUCUUCGCCAUCAUUUCUUUCUACUUCAUGCCCUGCUGCCCCCUCACGGCCUCCUCCUUCUAUCUGCUCAGCGGGCUUCUGGACGCUUUCGAUGGACACGCUGCUCGAGCCCUUAAUCAAGGAACCCGAUUUGGAGCCAUGCUGGACAUGCUGACAGACCGCUGUGCCACCAUGUGUCUGUUAGUCAACCUGGCCCUGCUGUACCCUCGAGCCACCCUUCUCUUCCAGCUCAGCAUGAGCUUGGAUGUGGCCAGUCACUGGCUGCACCUGCACAGUUCUGUGGUGCGAGGCAGUGAGAGUCACAAGAUGAUCGACCUGUCUGGGAAUCCAGUGCUUCGUAUCUACUACACCUCCAGGCCUGCCCUCUUCACUCUGUGUGCUGGAAAUGAGCUCUUCUACUGCCUCCUCUACCUGUUCAGUUUCUCCGAAGGACCAUUAGUUGGCUCUGUAGGACUUUUCCGAAUGGGCCUCUGGAUCACAGCCCCCAUUGCCUUUCUCAAGUCCGUCAUCAGUGUCAUCCACCUCAUCACAGCUGCCCGCAACAUGGCUGCCCUGGAUGCAGCAGACCGUGCCAAGAAGAAGUGAUCCCAGAACCUCCAGUCCCUGGCUGCCCACCUGCCUGGGCAUCUCACUGUGCCACAUGGCUUCCCUCCCCGUCCUAAGGGGUCCCAGGUUCACAUCUUCCUAAUGUGAAGGGUGGGGUGGGGGUCAGCCUCUCUUUGGUGUCAUCAUGAUCUCUGAAAACCUGAGGUCCAGGCCCAUGCCUGUGACCCCAAGGACUUGGGCUACAAAUCAGGAAGGCUGCUCAGGAGGUCCAACCCAUACAGCUGGUGCUCCAGGAGGCCUGUCUGAGGACUGGGCAUUGUCACAUGCCCUGCCAGCUCAGCCCUGGGGUCUGUCCUGGCCUGAGAUUUUAGGGAUGCUUGAAUGAGGGAGAUGGUGUAGGGCCGGGUUUCCCAAAAGGCAGGGGAGUCAGACCUCUGCCCUUGGCCGGAGGAAGACUGGGUGCCAUGCUCGGGAGAGAAGAGGCCAUCUAGAUCCUUCCCCACAGCGGCCCUCUCUGUCCACUCUACCCUGGCUCUGGAAGUUUCCAUAAUAAAGGUGGGAGCAUCACUCUUCUGGACUUGGUUUCCUUUGAGACAAUCUUGGAUCAUGGCCUGGGUUAAGGGAGGAGCUUAGGAAAAAGGGAAAGUCUACCUGGAUGGUUUUCCCCCAGUUUGCUAUCUGGCUCCUUCCUGUCAUUCCAAGGUGACCUCAGAGAGAGACCCUUCCUGCCAUCCUAGCUCAUGAUGAGUCCUCUCUUCCCAUAUGCUUUUGCCGCUGGCUGACCCUGGCUGCUUUUAUUUGUAUUCUUGAUAUUUCUACCCCCACUAGAAUGUAACCUCCAGGAGAGCACAGGAUUGCUUUUUUUUUCCAUGCCUAGAAUGAAGACUAACCUGGCUUAGAGUAGCUGCUUAAUAAAUAUUACUAAAAACAUCAGUUUGCUCAGAUCGUGGUCUUCAGACCACCUAUACAGUAUUUCUUAAAAUGCAACUUCUUAGAUCUUCAGACUCUCCAGGGAUGGACCCAGAAUUCUGUAACUUGAAUAAACUCCAGGUGAUUCUUUUAAUUUUUUG